Molecule: messenger RNA, 1509 nt
Organism: Dreissena polymorpha
Lineage: Eukaryota; Metazoa; Mollusca; Bivalvia; Myida; Dreissenidae
Product: alpha-1,6-mannosyl-glycoprotein 2-beta-N-acetylglucosaminyltransferase-like
Exons: 8
Coding region: 302-1153 (283 amino acids)
Biological process (GO): protein N-linked glycosylation; oligosaccharide biosynthetic process
Cellular component (GO): Golgi stack; Golgi membrane
Molecular function (GO): alpha-1,6-mannosylglycoprotein 2-beta-N-acetylglucosaminyltransferase activity
Source: RefSeq, a predicted model, not a curated record
AUGUGCGGGAAAUUGUUGAGAGUAAUGUUUCUGGUGCACGCAUUUGCGGCAUGUUUGGGCGCAUCAAAUACAUCAAAAUUCAUAAAAGUGUCUAACGCAAUACAAAUGCCAUAUUUGGAAAUGUCAAGCAGAUCUGCUGAAGGGCGUUUUGCAUGCGCUGCACUUUGCAGUGAUGACUGUUGGUAUGUGAAGUACGAGGACAACGGAUUGGGUUCAGGCACCUGUGACGUGUACAGCCUAAGAUACACGGCCUUCAGCAAGCUGCAAUUCGUGAAUAUUUCAAAUCAGCAUAAAAAAGGUAAUGCAGAUAUUCUUCCCACUUUCCAUACAACUGCACCCGAAGUCCUUCCCGGGAGAUGACCCAAAUGACUGUCCGAGGGACAUGACAAAAGAAGAAGCAAUGAAGAAGAAGUGUAAUAAUGCUGCAUUUCCGGACAACUAUGGUCAUUAUCGUGAGGCAAAAUACUGUCAGAUGAAGCAUCACUGGUUAUGGAAGCUUCACCAUGUGUAUAACAACGUCCAUGUGAUGCGGAGCUACAAGGGACAGAUACUACUACUGGAGGAGGACUACUACGUCACACCAGAUAUUAUUCAUAUCAUACAGAUGGUGCAGAAUUUGAGGGAGAAGGACUGGAAUGAUUGUAAGGAAUGUAAAAUAAUAGCAAUAGGAAAUUAUGAUGAGCAUCACAAUUUUGGGGUCAAUGCUGGCAAGGUUGAAGUAGUUAACUGGGACGCAUCGCGACUCAACAGGGGGAUUGCCUUCAACCGCGACCUUUGGGAAGAAAUCAAAAUUUGUGCAAAGGAGUUCUGUAAUUUUGACGACUACAACUAUGACUGGACGCUGCAACAUCUGAGCAGUAAGUGCAUCCCACAGAUGAAGGUGUUGCAGAUGAAGGCCACAAGGGUGUUCCACAUGGGAGAUUGUGGUUUUCACCAGAAAGGGAAGAAGUGUCAACCAGAGAAGAAAAAGAAGAACAUAGACAAGCUUGUGGUCGUUAACAAGGAUCAUCUAUUCCCAAACACAUUGUCCAUAAGCAGUUACACGAGUUUGCCACUUCAAGACCCAAAACCCAACGGCGGGUGGAGCGACCCCAGGGACCAACACUUGUGUCUUAGCUUCGCAAAAAACACCACAGAUAAAGAAGACACAUAGUUAUGUGGACAUAUAUACAUUAAAAUAUUAUACAUUAAUAUAGACUGCUAAAUUUGAUUAUUAUUUCUUUAUUGAUUGGUUUUUAAUUGGGGACAAUAUUUGAUUAUGCUUAGAUAAUUUCCUUUAAAAAUAACUCCUUGACUAGAAAUGUAAUUGAUAUUUUCCUUUGGCAUAGUUUAAUAAAUCUAUUCUGAAGAAUAGAAAGUAUACACACAUCAAGCAUACUAACUAUAAACCAUUUAAAAAUUAUCUGGGUUCUUAUAUUGGUAUUAAAAACUUUUUCAAUAAAAGAUUGUCAAUUAUAUUAAAAUUAGUUAUCAUUGUUGAUUCAACUAUUAAAGAGACCAUUUCACAGA